Molecule: messenger RNA, 1047 nt
Organism: Cuscuta epithymum
Lineage: Eukaryota; Viridiplantae; Streptophyta; Magnoliopsida; Solanales; Convolvulaceae
Source: the annotation of a GenBank genome assembly
AUAUCUUGUCAUUUCCAAUUCGCUCAAGUACUCUAUCAAGUUCUCCUCUUGUGUGGUCGUUAUAGGCGUUUUACCUUCACCCGGACUGAUCCAAUGGCAUCCGGGCUUGCAAGAAGGCUGGAAGGAAAGGUGGCGCUGAUCACCGGCGCCGCCAGCGGAAUUAUAUUGGCGAGAAGACGGCGAGGCUUUUUUCGAGGCACGGGGCUAAGGUGGUGAUCGCCGACGUUCAGGACGAUUUAGCACAAAAAGUAUGCAACGACCUAGACGCCGAGUUUGUCCACUGCGACGUGACGAAGGAGCCAGAUGUGGUCAACGCGGUCAACGCCGCCGUUUCUAAGUUCGGCAAGCUCGACAUCAUGCACAACAACGCCGGAAUCGGAGGGACUUUCCGGGACAGCAUUCUCGACGAAGAGAAGUCCGACUACGAGCGGGUCAUUAGUGUGAACCUCGUCGGAACAUUCCUCGGAAUCAAACACGCCGCCCGGGCUAUGAUCCCUAAUGGGCGCGGCAGCAUACUCACGACGGCCAGCGUCGCCUCCGUCGUCGGCGGCGUAGCGCCCUACGGGUAUACGAGCUCGAAGCAUGCCGUGGUGGGGCUGACGAGGAACGCGGCGGUGGAUCUGGGACGGUACGGGAUCCGAGUCAACUGUUUGUCGCCGCAUCUCUUGGAAACGCCGUUGACCAAGGGGUACUAUAAGAUGCCGGCGGAGGAGUUGAGUAAGGUCUAUUCAACGUUCAAAGGGGAGGAGCUCACGGCGGAGGAUGUGGCGGAGGCGGCGCUUUUCUUGGCAAGUGACGAAUCGAGGUAUCUGAAUGGGGAAAACAUGGUUGUUGAUGGAGGUUUUACCAUUGUCAACCCGAAUUUAUGUAUUUACAAAUGAUACUGUGACUUGCAUGUGAGUGGAAAUAAGAAAAGCAAUAUUGGAAAUGAUAUUCAUACACUAUUUUUAUGUGUUUUUUCCUCGAAUAUUCUAAAUUAUAGUCAAUUUCCAAAAAUGUAAACAUUUUUAUAAAAGGACAAAAAAGUGACUAAGAAGGUCACAUGUU